This is a messenger RNA of Megalops cyprinoides (Indo-Pacific tarpon), 2936 nucleotides long. It is a transcript of the gene isoc1, whose product is annotated as isochorismatase domain containing 1. The coding region runs from base 3 to 857 and encodes 284 amino acids. The transcript is spliced from 5 exons. Gene Ontology annotation, cellular component: cytoplasm. The record is from RefSeq and is a predicted model, not a curated record. Lineage: Eukaryota; Metazoa; Chordata; Actinopteri; Elopiformes; Megalopidae.
UCAUGGCGGAUGUUCAACACGGCAACAAUAACCAUGUCCCGGUCCUCUUCUCAUUCUCCGCGUUUUCUCGACCCUCUUCUGUCCCGCUAGGUUCUGGCUAUGAAGUGCUCAUCCAGAAGUUCCUGUCAAUAUACGGAUAUCAAAUCGACAUUCACCGCAAGUUCGUGAUCCAGCUGUUUUCGGACGAGUGGGGUCAAUACAUUGAUUUGCCCAAAGGAUUUGUCAUAUCUGAGAAAUGCAAGCUGCGACUGGUACCUCUGCAAAUAGAUAUUACAACGCUGGGGAACCUGUCCCCCUCCACCACGGUCUUCUUCUGCUGUGACAUGCAGGAGAGGUUCCGACCAGCGAUCAAGUACUUUGGUGACAUCAUCAGUGUGGGCCAACGGCUGCUUCAAGGCGCGCGCAUUUUAGGCAUCCCAGUUAUCGUGUCGGAGCAGUACCCCAAAGGCCUGGGCAGCACGGUGCAGGAGAUGGACCUCACCGGGGCCAAGCUGGUUAUCCCCAAAACCAAGUUCUCCAUGGUGCUCCCGGAGGUGGAGGCCGCCCUGGCAGAGAUUCCCGGGCUGCGUAGCGUUGUCUUAUUCGGAGUGGAGACUCACGUUUGCAUCCAGCAAACAGCCCUGGAUUUGAUUGGCAGGGGUUUGGAGGUGCACAUCGUAGCUGACGCCACAUCGUCCCGGAGCAUGAUGGACAGAAUGUUUGCAUUGGAGCGCCUGGCCCGCACUGGAAUCACCAUCACCACCAGCGAGGCGGUCCUGCUGCAGCUGGUGGCAGACAAAGACCACCCCAAAUUCAAAGAGGUUCAGAACAUCAUCAAAGCCAGCGCCCCGGAGUCGGGCCUGCUGUCCAAGGUCUGACGUCACAUCACGGGUCAGGCAGAGCCGGGGGGGCGGGGAGGGGGGAUGCGGAUCCAUCCACUGUCUGAGGGGAAACCUACAUAAUUCGGUCACAGGUAGUUUAGGACAGUCUCCCAGCAUAGGGAGAAGGUUGUCAUCUGGCACAUAUUUACUUUUUCAUUUGUGGAAUUGGCUUGUAAUGCGUUCCCCCACCCACCCCUUUCCUCACUGGUUCAGCUGUAGGACGCUCACCUUUGACGUUGAGUUUUGAUGUUUUUGACAUUCAUGUUGAAUAAAUGAAAAUGUUUAGAAUACUAAAUAUCACAACCAACUGUAUGCUGCUGUUAAUUAAUGUCCCAUAUACCAUAUACACACACACGUCAAAAUCAGUUGAGAACUUGGUUUGAGAGGGUAGUUAUUUUUCUGUAGAAUUGAUUUACCUUAAUUGCUCUUAAUUUACACAAAGGGAAAAUACACAUGUACACACGCGUACACACACACACAGACACAUACACACAUACAUAAACAUGUUGGCAUUUUUUAUUUAAUGCUUCAUGUAGCUUUCCUACACUCUGUAUUAACCCAAUGUUGUUCUGGUCAAUGGAGAUUAUAAGAUUAUGAUUAUUGUAAACAUAUUGGUAUAUAUUAGGGGUUGAUGGUCGUUUGCACUGCAUUUCUAGCUCGUAGUCACUGUACUGGCUGGUUACUGUGUUUGUCACAUGGUGCAUUGUAAGUAUGAUAUAUUCUAAUUUUCGACAGCUCAAAAUGGUCCCACGUGACUUGCACAUCCAGUCUAUUGUUCUUCUUCUAAAGAUGAUUAUACAUGCUGUGCUUAUAUAAAUGAAAAUGUGUCCCUCCUAAUAUAUUAAACCUACUCCCUCACCACCACCACCCCCCCCCACAAAUUUUGAGGAUUGAUUACCCCAGCCCUUAUUUGAAUUAAUAUGGAUGUUUAAUUGGGUGUUUGAUUAGACAUUCAAUCCUAGUGUAACAAUGGCUUUUCCUGAUUCAAGAAGGUUAUGCUAAUUCAUCUAUAAAACAGAGCUGUUUAUUAUUACACUUAGCAAGCACUAGCUGAAUGAAUUAAUGCACAAGCUAGCACAUUCUAUGCCUCUAGCCACAGGAUAUGGUCAGAAUGACUUUAUCUGGGGAAUAGUUGCACCGUAUUUUCAUAGCUCACCCUUUUUUGUACGGUACUGUUACUGUAAGACAAAUAAAUGUCCACAUGCACUGCCUGGACUGACUUUGAGAACAGGAGCCCAACCGCCCAUUUUUGAAUGUUAACAAAUCACAUGCUUUACAGGAAUGUGUGCACACGCAGGUUUCGAAUGACAACGCUGGCAUGAGCCCCAAAGAAUAUUCAAGGCCUCUGUUCAAAACUACCACCGUUUACUUUCUCCCUAACUUUGAGUAAAACAUCACAACAAAUCUUCCCUUUUUCCAUAGUUACUAGUGUUAGGAAGAGUGAGGCUGCAUGAAUCCCUUAAUAGGUGGAGCCACCAUGUGUUGUCAGUCACCGAUUGGUAUUAACCAAUCAAGUGUUUUCUCUGCACAGCAAAGCACUAUGAUUCGACCAAAUUAGUGAGUCAUUGAUAACAUGAUAUCUCCACCCACUCUGGGGUUCAUGUAGCCUCACUGUCAUAUCUCUCAUUUACAGAUCAUCUUGGGCUUUGAGGUUUUGAAAUUAAUUUUAAAGGCGUUGUGUGUGAAUUUAUUAAAAACAAAUAAACUGGCAAUUUUGUAAUUUUUCAUUUAAAGACCAUGCACACUGGUUACUUUGAAUGGAGGCCUGAGGCUCUGUUGGCAGAUACACAAAGCAUACAGUGCCAGAAGUCUGGCUUGGUGUUUCCAGCGUGGCUUGUGAGAGCACAUCAUUUCAACCAGCCUCCAGUGAAGUAAAGCUGCGUUUCGGUGUGAUAGCGAUGUUUUGAAGAAAAAAAUGGUGCCUAUAUUUAAUUGUCCAAACUGAUUGUAAAGCAGCUCUUGAAGGUACUUUUUUUGUUGUGAAGUUUUAGGCUUGUGCACUUUGUAAACUCUGUUAGAAAACCACAGACACCUUUGUUUUUUUGUAUCGGCUGACUUAAAUAAAUGUUUGUAUGU